AUGGUCGGCAAAGUCAGCGAGCGCGUCCUCCUGCGGGAAGGGCUCGAGCGAACCGACAAUGGCAUGAAGCUCACCAACUGGCCCGAUGUGUCUGCCAUCAACCAGAAGAACUACUACACCGACUACAUGAAGCGCGAUGACCAGGUUCUCGCCCUCAGACUCCAGGCCGAAGCUGCCCGCGACCGCCUGGUGCAGAACGCCAAGGAUCGCGACCGCGCCCUGGCACGGAACGGCCACGCCGAGGUGCCCAUUGCCCUGCCCGAGGCCGACGCCGAGCAAGACGAAGGCGCUGCCACGGCCCCCGAUGGAUCUGCCGACGGCCUGCUCGACCCGAACAAGAUCAUCGUCAUCCACCCCGGCAGUCAGAACCUGAGGAUAGGCUUUGCCGGCGAUGCCCUGCCCAGGACCAUCCCCACCACCCUGGCCACCAGGUUCCCCCAGACCGAGUCCGAGAUGUACGAGGCCCUGCCGCGCCGCAAGUUCGAGGGCAAGAACCAAGACGAGAUCCACGGCGACGAGUGGGCCAAGAGAUACCAGAAGCAGUGCGGCGACCUCAAGACCGACAUGCGCGCCAACAAGCGCAAGGUCCUCCCCAACUCCAAGGAGCUGGUCGUCAACUACAACCGGAGGACGGAGCCCGAGAAGAUACCAACCCACAACGACCCCCUGCAGAUUGAGUGGACCGACCUCAACACGCUCGAGGACCCCGACUCGCCCGCCUCGGCCUUCCUUGGCCAGGCUGCCCUCAGGGUCCCGGACGACUCGAAUCCCAAGUUCAAGCUGUGGUGGCCCAUCCAGCACGGCUGGCUGAACGAGGACGAGUACUCCACCCAGGAGCAUCUAUACGAUGACCUCGAAACCCUUCUCGACAAGGCCAUCAGAGAGGAGCUGGGUUUGACCAAGAACAGCGUGUGGAAGAACUACAGCUGUGUUUUCGUCAUCCCGGAUCUCUACGACAAGCGUUACGUCGAGGCCGUGCUCAAAUCAUGUAUGACCUGGUUCGAGUUCAGCCGGAUAUGCUUCAUCCAGGAGAGCAUGGCUGCCAGCUUCGGCGCCGGCUAUACGCAGGCCUGUGUGGUUGAUAUUGGCGCCCAGAAGACAUCUAUCGCCUGCGUGGAGGACGGGCUCAUGCUCGAGGACUCGCGCAUCAACAUGAAGUACGGCGGCUUCGACGUGACCGAGACGUUCAUCAAGAUGAUGCUAUACGACAAUUUCCCCUACCAGGAGAUUAACCUGCGGAGGCGUUAUGACUUCCUCCUCGCCGAGGAACUCAAGAUCAAGCACUGCACCAUGUCCCAGGCCGACAUAUCCGUGCAGCUCUACCAGUUCCACCUCCGCGCCCCUAAUCAACCAACCCACAAGUACCAGUUCAAGACCUACGAUGAAGUCAUAUUGGCACCCAUGGGCUUCUAUGAUCCCACCAUCUUUGAUAACAGUACAAAGCUCCGCGGCCGCCGGAAACUGAUCGACCGUUCGUAUAAUGCCUACGACGUUGAGGUGCCAGACGACCCGCAAUCGGCGGCUCAGUUCGCCAUUCUCGCCCUGGUGCAGCCGUCUGUGGCCUCAUCAGGAGCAGCCACGAACGGCUUCCAACCCUCGGCUUCAGACCCCAACCUCGCCACUCCCAGCAAGGAGAAGACUCAGCCUUUCAACUUCCUCUCGCGGAACGAGGGCACCCCCAUGGGCUCGAAGGCCGCCUCGCCCGCCCCAGAAGGCGCUUCAACCCCCGUACCACCGCCUUUCCUGUUUGGCACCAACGGGACCGUCACUGGCGCCGGCUCUCCAGCACCGCCCGGCGCGUCGCCCGCGCCGCCACCGCCGGGCAUGUUUGUCGACCCGCAAGCGCGGACAGCCAAGCAGAUCGCGGCGGAGCGGGACUCGGUCCUGCCCGUGGCGCCGCUGGACAUCGCCAUCCUGACGUCGAUCCAGAACGCGGCGCGGGGCGACGAGAAGAAGCUGCGCGAGUUCCUCGGCAGCAUCAUGGUCAUCGGCGGCGGCGCCAAGACCCCGGGCUUCACCCAGGUGCUCGAGGAGCGCCUGCGCGCCAAGCGGCCCGACCUCUUCGACCGCAUCCUCGUGUCGCGCAGCGCCCGCGACAUGGACGAGCAGGUCGUCACCUGGAAGGGCGCCAGCGUCUUCGCCAAGCUGCCCACCAACGACAGCUGGAUCACCCCCUUCGAGUUCGAGCGCCUCGGCUGCAGGGUCCUGCACCACAAGGUCCUGUGGGCCUGGUAG
Neoarthrinium moseri is the source of this 2235-nucleotide messenger RNA. RefSeq lists its product as uncharacterized. The record is from RefSeq and is a predicted model, not a curated record. Lineage: Eukaryota; Fungi; Ascomycota; Sordariomycetes; Amphisphaeriales; Apiosporaceae. Gene Ontology annotation, biological process: double-strand break repair; regulation of DNA-templated transcription. Gene Ontology annotation, cellular component: Ino80 complex. The coding region runs from base 1 to 2235 and encodes 744 amino acids. The transcript has 2 exons.